Molecule: messenger RNA, 6141 nt
Organism: Cervus elaphus (red deer)
Lineage: Eukaryota; Metazoa; Chordata; Mammalia; Artiodactyla; Cervidae
Gene: HTR7
Product: 5-hydroxytryptamine receptor 7
Exons: 3
Coding region: 184-1515 (443 amino acids)
Biological process (GO): G protein-coupled receptor signaling pathway, coupled to cyclic nucleotide second messenger; smooth muscle contraction; circadian rhythm
Cellular component (GO): plasma membrane; dendrite
Molecular function (GO): neurotransmitter receptor activity; G protein-coupled serotonin receptor activity
Source: RefSeq, a predicted model, not a curated record
GCUGCGGCUGCGGGACCGGGACGUGCGAAGCCGCGAGGCCGAGCCGGGGCGCCCCCCUGCGGUCAGCGCGGGCCUCAUGGCUGGGCCGAGCGGAGCGGAACCGGCGAGGUGAAGCCCCCGGGGCGGCAGCCGCAGCGCGUGGCGGGGGCGCCGGCUCCAUGGGCAGCGGCGCACAGCGGCACGAUGAUGGAAGUUAAUAGCAGCGGCCGCCCGGACCUCUACGGGCACCUCCGCUCUUUCUUCCUGCCGGAGGUGGGGCGCGGGCUGCCAGACCUGAGCCCCGACGGCGCCGGCCCGGUCGCGGGCUCCUGGGCGCCGCACCUGCUGCACGGGGUCGUGGAGGUGACGGCUAGCCCCGGGCCCACCCGGGACGCGCCGCGGGACAAUACCUCCGGCUGCUGGGAGCAGAUCAACUACGGCAGAGCCGAGAAAGUUGUGAUCGGCUCCAUCCUGACGCUCAUCACGCUGCUGACGAUCGCCGGCAACUGCCUGGUGGUGAUUUCGGUGUGCUUCGUCAAGAAGCUCCGUCAGCCCUCCAACUACCUGAUCGUGUCCCUGGCGCUGGCCGACCUCUCGGUGGCCGUGGCGGUCAUGCCCUUCGUCAGCGUCACCGACCUUAUUGGGGGCAAGUGGAUCUUUGGCCAUUUCUUCUGCAACGUCUUUAUCGCCAUGGACGUCAUGUGCUGCACGGCCUCGAUCAUGACCCUGUGCGUGAUCAGCAUCGACAGGUACCUUGGUAUCACGAGGCCGCUGACAUACCCCGUGAGGCAGAACGGGAAGUGCAUGGCCAAGAUGAUCCUCUCCGUCUGGCUUCUGUCUGCCUCCAUCACUUUACCGCCGCUCUUCGGCUGGGCUCAGAACGUCAAUGAUGGCAAGGUGUGCUUGAUCAGCCAGGACUUUGGCUACACAAUUUACUCCACCGCAGUGGCAUUUUAUAUCCCCAUGUCUGUCAUGCUUUUCAUGUACUACCAGAUUUACAAAGCCGCCAGGAAGAGCGCCGCCAAACACAAGUUCCCUGGCUUCCCCCGGCCAGAGGAGCCUGACAGCGUCAUCUCCCUCAAUGGCAUGGUGAAGCUUCAGAAGGAGGUAGAGGAGUGUGCAAACCUUUCGAGACUCCUCAAACACGAAAGGAAAAACAUCUCCAUCUUUAAGAGGGAGCAGAAAGCAGCCACCACCCUGGGCAUCAUCGUCGGGGCCUUCACCGUGUGCUGGCUGCCGUUUUUCCUCCUCUCGACCGCCAGGCCCUUCAUCUGCGGCAUCGCCUGCAGCUGCAUCCCACUGUGGGUGGAGAGGACAUGUCUGUGGCUGGGCUAUGCAAACUCCCUCAUAAACCCCUUUAUAUAUGCCUUCUUCAACCGGGACCUGAGGACCACCUACCGCAGCCUGCUCCAAUGCCAAUACCGGAAUAUCAACCGGAAGCUGUCAGCCGCAGGCAUGCACGAGGCCCUGAAGCUCGCCGAGAGGCCUGAGAGACCUGAGCUUGUGCUGCUGCUCCAGUGGUCCAGCCCAACCUGAAGCCAGUGGGCACAGGAGCACAUCCACAGAGGGCAAACAUCAGCCUCAUGAGGAGAAGUGUGGAAAGUGGAUGAAUGGAAGACAUCUCUGCAACAGACCCCAAGGAAGAAAAAGUUCUGCCAGUUAAACUGUGAGACACUGUUCCUUUAUCACUUGAAAUCUUUGUAUUACACCUACUGAAAGAGCUCUGUUAGGCAUAUAAAAGGAAUUUGUUUUUAUCAUGUAGUACUUUUCUGGAUUUAAGAUAACUUCACAUUUCAAUACUAAGCAAAAGUAUAAUUUUUGGAAAACAUUUUGUGGCAAAUAUUUUUUUCCCAGAGGUGAUCAUGAUAACAGCUCUUGUCCAACAUGUGCUUCUGGCGCCUUACGACUACCACACUAAGAGGGGAAAUCCAGUUUCUCUUUGCUUGAAUCUAGGUUCUUUUGUGACUUGCUUGUAACCGAUAGACAGCAUCUGACAUGGUGCCUUAUGACUUCUGAAUCCAGCUCUGAAAAAGAUGAUGCAAAUUCCACCUUGUUUGCUUGAAUAGUUGCUCUGGAGCCCAGAGCUUCCAUGUUAACAGUCUGGCCGCUGGUCUCUGGCCGCCAUGUUGGAAGGAACCCAAGCUAGUCCAACUCAGGAGGAUUCCAUGGAGAAGUCUUGGAACUAGUGAAGAGAGAUCAAUACUUUGCCAGUUUCCAGCUGCUCCUGCUCCCUCUGCCUCAGUUGUUCUGGUUCCAGCCAAUCUGGGACUGCAAUCUCAUGAGAGAUGUUUUAACCAGAAGCAUCCAGUCAAGACUUCCUGAAUUCCUGGCCCACAGAAACUGUGAGAUGAUAAAUGAUUGCUGUUGUUUUAAGCCAUCGAGUUUUGAGGUGAUUAGCUAUGUAACAAGAGUAACCAAAGCAAUUUUGAAUGACAGUUAUACUCAACAGAUGUAGUGUCAGUGAUGUCUGUAAUUAACUGAAGUGAUGACAAUAAGAAUAACUAUAACCGAGUUUGCACAGGCAGUGACAACUAUGUCAUCUUGGCCAGUCUCCUGGCCAAAAUCAUUUGUGAGGUGCCAUAUAUUUUAAGAUGCUUCCUAGUGAGAAAGAAAAUGCAGUUUAGUAUUGACAAAAUGUGGUAGUAUUGGUGUCGAGAGAGGGACAAAACUAAGUAGGGUUGGGAACUGGUUAGUAAAGUGAUUUUGAAAAAGGUUAAUAUUUACUAGUUAAGAUGAUACAUACUCACUUACUUAAUAAGUAAAUAUCAAAUGAGAAAAACAUAUUUAGAUCAUGAAAUCACCAAAUGUAACCAUCAGAGAUAAACAUUCGGAUUUCUAAAGGUACAUGGAUGCACGUAUUGAUAUGUAGACAUAUGCUUUAUAAUUGAAUUCAUCCUUUACUGCAGCCUAUUAUUUCACCAGUCAAAAAUGUGCUAACUUCAUGUUUCUACCUCAAAAGAUGUAAAACUACAUUCUUUUAUUUUAAUGAUAGCAGAGUCUCUCAUUUACUUUACCAAUCACCCAGUGAUGGACAUUUUGUUUUGUCUCAUUUCAGUGUUGUUUUAUCAUUAUUAAAACAAUGGGCAUGUUGAUGCCCUCCCCCCACCCCCCACCAUUUUGUAACUGUCUUUUUGUGGAGAAUUUCUACAUAUGAGAUCUUUAGACUGAAUCAGAUGUGCCAUUAUAAUUUGGUAUGGAUUGAUGAAAGCACCUUCCAGAAAGGCUGUAUCCAUUCUUACUUAUAUCAAAAGUUUUGGAAAAUGCCAGUUUUCUUUCUCCUUUGCUGAUGAAGGAGUUCAGAAUGUGUCACCCCAUAAUACAUGAUUUAUUGAUUAUUUUGCAUUAAAGUCACUUGAGAAACGGUGGAUGCAAGAUGGGCGUUCAGACCCUCCUUUUUAUUCCUGAAAGCAGGAGAUAAAACUCCCUUGUGAAAGGUGCCCUUUCUGUACCAGGAAAAAGGAAGAUGUUCUUAUCACCAAAGACACAGAACUGAGGCAGAAAGAAAUCUGUAUACACAGACCUUGUUCAAAUAAUUCUUAUCUUCCUUUAGCCUCUCUAUAUUGUUUAGUUCCUUUCCACAUGGAGAAGAAAAUGGCAACCCACUCCACUAUUCUUGCCUGGAGAAUCCCAUGGACAGAGGAGCCUGGGGGACUACAGUCCAUGGAGUGGCAAAGAGUCGGACACAACUGAGCCACUGAACCACUUUUCACAAUUGCUUCCUUUUUUUUCGGGCUAAUAUAAAAGCAUGUAGGUUCUGCUAUUUCUUUUACUCUGUAUUCCUUAUGAAAGCUCCCGUGUCAUGUAAAUUUUAAUAUGAGUGUGUAUACUUUUCUCCUUUAAUCUAAUGUCAGUUUAAUUCUCAGGCCAUGCUGAAAAACCCUAAGAAGGUGGGGGUAAAAAUCUGCCUCCUCUAUACUAAUAUUUGUUUUUUGUCAUUCAUCUGAUCCUAGACCUAUGGUUUACAAAGAUUUCUUUUUUGUUGCUCUUGUUUGUGUUUUGGAAAACAAUUAAACUGAACAUCUUUUCCUGCUUUUUGUCCAUUUUAAUUUCUCCUUUUGUGGAUUUAUUAUUCACAGUCUUUGACCGUUUUUUAUAGUUGAUUUGUAAGGGCUCUUUGUCCAUCCUGUGUGUUACUAAAUAGUUUUUUCUAAGUCUUUCACACCUCUAUAAUUGUGUUAUUUUGUUUUUGUUUUUGCUGCCAGGAAGUAUUUAAUUUCUAUGUAAAUUCAUUUUCUCCUAUGGUUUCUGGCUUUGGUGUCAAGUUAGGAAAUGCUUGUUCUACUCUAUUGUUUUUAAAAGUGUUUACUUAGACUUUUGUUUCACUUUUGACAUUUAUUAAAAAUUUUAAUCUAACUGGAAUUGAAUUUAUGGCAUUUAAUUUUUCCCUUAAGGUUCCACUUGUCCCCAAAUUAUGUAUGAAUAGCAACUGUUUCCCCUGUGAUUUGAAAUGCCACAUUUAUCAUACAUUGAGGAGGUCACAGAGAGAACGUCACAGUUGACCUGCAAGCUGAAUCCGGACAAUCAGGCUCCCCACCUCCUCCUCUAUCCUCAGAAUGCAUGUACCACCCACCGUCCCCACCUGGAAUCCCUCAAAGGACACAGCUUUGAGAGAGUUAUGUGUUGAGACCAUCUGGAGUGUGUACAUGACUGAAUUCAGUUCAGACCUCUAUACAAACCUUUAAGAUUCUGGGGGGCGGGUGCAGAGGGCCCCUCAUUUGACAGCCACCCAUAACAAGCAUUGUGAGGUCCCUUCCUUAUUAAACUUGCCACCCACCAAUAGGGAGUAGCUUGCCUUUACAUGGGGGGCGGCGGUGGGCAAUUUCACAUUGUACCCAGGAAGUUCCCGAGUUUGCAGACCAACAAUACUCUCAUGAUACUUGAGUCUGCUUCUGGAAUUUUAUGCCCUGCGCCUUGGCAGUCUGUCUUUUCCUAUGUUGUUCCUGUUGUUGUUGUUACUACUAUUGCUAAAUACAAGAUGUUACUACUUAAUAGGGAAAGCAUGUGUCCUCUUCCUUCCAUUCCUUUUUCAUUUUUGUUAUGGUCUUUGCAGAUGAACUUGAAAGUAAUUUUCGUUAUAUUGUAAAAUAAUCCUGUUGGAUUUUGAUUGGAAUUGCGUACAGUCGGUAGUCUAUUUUAAAGAGAACUGACAUCUUUACAACACCAAGUGUUUCCAUCCAGAAACAAGGUAUGUCUUUAAAUUUAUUUUUAUUGAAGUAUAAUUGAGAAAAUAUUGUAUUAGUUUCAAGUGUGCAACAGAAUAGUUCAAUAUUUGUAUGCAUUGUGAAAUGAUCACCACAGUAAUGACAUUUGUCACCUUGCAUAGUAAGAAAGUGUCUUUUGUUGUGAUGAGAACUUUUAAGAUCUACUCUCUUAGCAGCUUUCAGAUGUGCAGUAGAGUAUUAUUAAAUAGUCACCAUGUUGUACAUUACAUCCCAUUACUUAUUUUCUAACUGGAAAUUUGUACCUUUCAAUCCCCUUUACCCAUUCACCCAUACCCACCCCUCACCUCUAACAACCAUCAAACUGUUCUCUAUAUCUAUGAGACAAACGUUUUGGUUUGCUUUUUUUUUUUUUUAGAUUUCUCAUGUAAGUGAGAUCAUAUGAUAUUUGUGUUUCUCUGUGUGACUUAUUUCACUAAGCAUAAUGCCCUUGAAGGCUAUCCACGUUGUCACAAAUGGCCAGCUUUCCUUCUUUUUAAUGCCUAGAAUAUUAACAUUGUAUACACAUAUAUUACAUAUAUCACAUAUUUUAAUACAUUCAUUUAUUGAUGGACACUUAUGUUGUGUCUGUAUCUUGACAAUUGAAAAUAAUGCUGCAGUGAACAUGGGGAGCAUAUAUCUUUUUGAGCUACUGUUUUUGUCUUCUUUAGAUAAACACCCAGACGUGGAAUUGCUGGAUCAUAUGGUAGUACAUAUCAUAUGUAAUUUUCAAUUUUUUGAGGAACCUUUAUACUAUUUUCCUUAGUGGCUGCACCAAUUUACAUUCCACCAAUAAUACACAAAGUUUCUUUUUCUCCACAUCUUCACACUUUGUCUUUUGGAUAACAGGCAUGCUAACAGGUAUGAGUGAUAUCUCUUUGUGAUUUUGAUUAGCAUUUCCCUGAUGAUUAGCGAUAUUGAGCAUCUUUUUAUGUACCUGUUGACCAUGUGUACACCUUGUUUG